Peronospora matthiolae is the source of this 2391-nucleotide messenger RNA. Lineage: Eukaryota; Oomycota; Peronosporomycetes; Peronosporales; Peronosporaceae. The record is from the annotation of a GenBank genome assembly.
AUGGUGGUUUCCAUACAAGCGUUGAUGUCAAUGCUAGUUGGCAUGGCAGCAGCAUUCGUAUCGGCCAAAAACCCAGCGGACCCGAUCCUGUCUGCAAUUGUAAGUGUGAAGAAUCUGGAUGCCGUGUUUUACGCGUCCAGCGCUACGGACGAGGAAUGGGGAGCGUCGCUAGAAGCCCAGAAGUUGAAAAACGGCGAGAGGCACGCUUCUUACCCACUCGUGUACAGCGCAACGGCACUGGGCGACGAAUACGGCUGCACGUCUAAGGAGAAGCUGUUUGCUGUCAACAGGAGCGGAAACACCUCCACUUCUUCUAGUUUAUCGACCUCAACGAGCGCCAUGCUGCCCGACGAGCCUUUUGUAUUGUUGGUAGAUCGAGGCGGCUGUACUUUUACGGAGAAGGCAUUGCACGCUCAAGAGCUGGGGGCUACUGUGCUUAUUGUCACGGACACUCUCAAAGAGCUCUACAACCGCUUGAAUGUUGUCGGCAUCAGUGAGGAAGGGAGGCAACUGGAAUACAGCUGUUCACGCGGCUCAGGUAAAGUGAAGUCGGAUGCAGAAAUGAAUGACUUCGCGUCUGCCUUAUGGAGAGGCGACGCGGGUGUCCGCUCUUGUGCCGACAGCAGCAAGUGCUCGUCACAUAUGUGUGUACCUUCAGGUGGCGCGAAUAAGCAGGUUUGCUGCGUCUGGGAUAUUCCUGAUAUCAUGGGCUUCGGCACUUCAGAUAUCGUAGCAGGAAAGAGCGCAGUACGUGACAUUGUUGUGGUGCGACUUUCGAUCGCCGACGGCGACUUGCUAAAGAAGAUGCUGACACUCAGUAAUGAGGACAAGAAUGACCGGUUGCUGAUAUCGGUAUACGAGCGGGACUCGCCCCUAAUCGACCCUGCUCAGGUUAUUAUGUGCAUACUUGCUUGCGCGACAGUGCUUAUUGGCUCGUAUCAAGGUGCAGCCUACGAACGCAGGAGGGCACAGCUUAAAGCAGCGCUUAUCGCUGCAGAUGUCACGUCUUCUGACGCGAUUGCUCAAGCUCGGGUUGCAUUUGAGGAGCACGACGAGGAAGUGCCAACGAAAGAGCAGCUUGAUCUGAGCUUUCGGCAUGCACUGGUGUUUUUGGUGCUUGGAUCGGGACUUCUUUUUUUGCUGUUUAUCAUUAAUGCCGUUAUUGUGGUGGUUGUAUUGUUCGGCAUUGGGGCUGUGUUCGUCACGUUUCAGGCUAUCUGGGAGCCCCUUAUGCGGCGCCUCCCGAUUCGACAUUUGCACAGCUUACCGUGGCGUGAUGUUGAAUGGCAGUGGGAAGACGUGUUGGUGCCCGCGGCGUGGAGCAUCAAUAAUUUACUUGCGCUGACGAUGUCGUUCGGAAUCGCGCUCUUCUGGUUUUUCACGCGCUUCCAGUCGUAUUCGUGGGUUCUCCAAGAUGUUUUUGCUGUAUGCUUUUGCCUCAUCUUCUUACGUACAGCACGAGUAGCCAACUUGAAGGUGGCUACGGUUCUACUCGUACUCGUGUUCGUCUACGACGUCUUCACGGUGAUUGUUUCUCCAUAUGUUUUUGACAAGAACGUUAUGAUGAAGGUGGCCACCGGAGGAGCGCAGGGUGCUGCCGAUGGUGGUCCACUUAGCGGUUACUGCCUGCGCUAUCCGAUCGACACAAAACACGACUGUCGCUCCGAAUCGAUGCCGAUCCUACUUCGAGUUCCCAAGAUGCUGGAUUGGAGGGCAGGUUUUUCACUAUUAGGUCUGGGUGACAUUGUACUACCUGGUUUGCUGCUAGUAUUUGGUGCUCGUUAUGACUAUGCUACUCGGGGUCAGCUUUUUGGACGUCCCGUACCUCUUUACGGCAAGAUGUUUGACCAACGCAACGGCGUGUCAGCGGCAACAACUGGGAUGGAUUGGGAUCUUGAUGUGUCUGGAGAGGAGCUUGGGAGUGCUAAGAAGCAUUAUUUGUCCCGCCGCGGACUAUUCUGCAUACUCAUGUGGGGUUACGCGGCCGGUAUAUUAUUGGCAAAUGUCGGCGUUGCCAUCACAAGCAGUGACCACCCAGCGCUGUUGUAUUUGGUGCCAUGCACACUCGGUCUGUUGGCAGUUGUGUCGUGGCGCCGUGGAAUUUUAAAAAAGCUUUGGGAGGGCCCUCCAGAGCUAGUUCCAGGAUACGCUCGACGCGAGAGGUUCGACAACUUUGCCGGUAGUCUAAAUAUUGACGACGCUACGCAGCUACGAGUGCCAGGCAUCGGGUUCGCCAAACCGAAGAUUCACGAUGAGGCCUUACUACAGCAGCAUGAAGGUGCCGCGGACUCACCUGUUUCUGGUGUGUCGUACGAAAUGAGUAAUGACACUCCGACUGGCUACGCUCCUAUGAUGCCCAUCUGCGCUGCGGCAAAUUUAGAUAGCAAGUAG